Molecule: messenger RNA, 3170 nt
Organism: Pelobates fuscus (common spadefoot toad)
Lineage: Eukaryota; Metazoa; Chordata; Amphibia; Anura; Pelobatidae
Gene: LRRTM1
Product: leucine rich repeat transmembrane neuronal 1
Exons: 1
Coding region: 889-2454 (521 amino acids)
Cellular component (GO): extracellular matrix
Molecular function (GO): protein binding
Source: RefSeq, a predicted model, not a curated record
GCAGUCGUACAAUCAUGAUCAGCUUACGACACUCACUGAGCAGUAGGUGCCCCUGCAUGCUUUAGUAACACACUGCUUCAGCUGAAGGGGAAAGAAGCCUUCUCUGUCUGUUUUUCUCUCCCUCUGCUAGAAGCAUCAGCUAACCACCAAGGAAAGCAGAAAAAAAAAAGAAUAGGAGUUAAGCUAUUCUCAGCCGGCCACUGAACGUGUCGUAAUAUGUCUCUAUGGAGUCAAUGGAUUUUUUUUUUGGUGAGCAUUUGUUACAAAUGGACAUAAAACAGAUCUGCAGAUUUGGUUGGAGUCGUUAACAAAGAGUUUGGAGUUUUUUUUCCAGAAUGUCACGAUAUUAACUGCAGAGAAAAAGGACGGGCAGAAAGGGAGAAGAUCGAGCUGGUAGUUGUGGAACUUAAAGGUCCUACAAGUCAGCUAAAAGGUAAUGAGACCCCCCUUUUCAUCUCAUUGAGAAGAAGCAAAGUGGGACAUUGUGAAGCUGCCAGCUUUGCGCAGACUGAAAGCCAGUGAAUUUGUAACACAGAGGGGUCUUUUAGCCCUGCAUAUAAUUAGCUAAAACACAAAGGAAGCAGCUGAAUGGAGGUUAACACUCUAUGGAAAAGGGUGGGUAAGACACUUUUUUAAUUAAAUUCUUUCAUGAAGAAAAUUUCGUUUUUUCUCUUAGCCCUUUUCUGCAGCAUUUACCAUGAUCAAAAACACAAUCUUUUCACCUUUCCAUUUUCCUGAACUUUAAUGCUGCCAAGAUCCUGCAUGUUGUAAAGUCUGUCCUCUCUCUGUAUCUUUGUAGAUAUACAUAUUUUUAUAUUAAAAUAUGAUGUAGAAUUUGGUAAAGGAUUCAAUGGACAUUCUCCAGAACAUUUGGAUACAUUCUUGCCAAUGGAUUUCCUUCUCAUUGGUAUCUGUUUAAACUGGAUGCUGAGGAAGCCCCCAGGGUUAAUAUUGUGUACACUGGGUAUAUUUGUUAAAAUGCUUCCACUUGUUCACAGUGGAUGUCCUAGGCUCUGUCGUUGCGAUGGCAGGUUUUUGUACUGUGAAUCACAGAAUUUUACGGAGAUCCCUAACAACCUGUCGGGUGUGAUGGGCUUGUCUCUGCGGUACAACAGUCUUUCAGAGCUGCAAGAUGGACAGUUCACUGGGUUAAUUCAGCUCACGUGGCUUUAUCUGGAUCACAAUCACAUCAACUCUGUGGAGGGGAAUUCCUUUCAAAAACUGCGUAGAGUUAAAGAGAUCACUAUGAGUUCCAACAAAAUACAACAUCUGGCCAACACUACUUUCCGACCCAUGCCGAACUUGCGCAGUGUGGAUUUAUCAAACAAUAACCUACAGUCUUUAGAACCAGAUCUUUUCCAUGGUCUACGCAAGCUGACGACUUUGCAUAUGCGCUACAACGCCAUCAAGUUUGUGCCAGUAAGAAUCUUUCAGGACUGUCGCAGCCUGAAGUUCCUGGACUUGGGAUACAAUCAGUUGAAAAGCCUUGCACGUAACUCUUUUGCAGGUUUGUUUAAACUUACUGAACUCCACCUCGAGCACAAUGACUUGGUAAAGGUGAAUUUAGCUCAUUUUCCUCGACUCCUCUCGCUGCACUCUCUGUUUAUGAGGAGGAAUAAAGUCACUAUAGUUGUUAACUCAUUGGACUGGGUGUGGAAACUAGAAAAGAUGGACCUCUCUGGCAAUGAGAUUGAAUAUAUCGAACCUCACGUUUUUGAAAGUGUACCUCAUCUGGAAUCACUGCAGUUAGAUUCCAACCGUCUCACCUAUAUUGAUUCUAGAAUCCUAAACUCUUGGAAGUCUCUCACAAGCAUCACCCUGGCUGGGAACAGUUGGGAUUGUGGACGUAAUGUUUGCGCCUUGGCCUCCUGGCUGAGUAACUUUAAAGGUCGAUAUGAUGGCAAUAUGCUAUGUGCAACUCCUGAGUAUGCUCAAGGUGAGGAUGUUCUAGAUGCAGUCUAUGCUUUCCAUUUGUGUGAAGACUCAGCAGACCCAACAAGUAUCAGUGCAUUUUCCACUGCACUCAACAACAGUGACAAAAAUACUAAUGACAACCCAACUACUACUACAUAUGAUGUUCAGGAUACAGAAGGUGAAAGAACCACAAGCAGCCUCACAGCUACAAUAGCCAGUGAGCAAGCUGAGAACACUGUUCAGAUACACAAGGUAGUUACUGGGACAAUGGCACUAAUAUUCUCCUUUCUGAUUGUGGUCUUGAUGUUGUAUGUUUCAUGGAAGUGUUUUCCGGCCAGCCUUAGACAACUAAGGCAGUGCUUUGUCACACAACGUAGAAAGCAAAAACAAAAACAAACCAUGCAUCAAAUGGCUGCCAUGUCUGCACAAGAAUAUUAUGUUGAUUACAAACCCAAUCACAUUGAAGGAGCACUGGUUAUCAUUAACGAGUAUGGGUCUUGUUCAUGUCACCAGCAGCCUGCGAGGGAGUGUGAGGUCUGAUUCUUUUCAGUGUGAGAUUAAGCAUUGUACAACCAAAUAACAAUGGCAGAGACAGACAGAUGGGAUUUACUGAGCUUUUUUCUGUUUCACCACUUGACUGACAUGACAGAGAAAAGGAUUUGUUUGAAAGACUUGAAAUGUUAGCUUUAUUGUGUCUUAAAACUUCAGGACAGUCCACCAGAAACAAAACAAACACAUACACACACACACACACACAAACACAAAAAUAAAUAUUCAUAUGAUAUGAAGCUCUGUCUAUAUUCAGGAACUUGAAAGUGUAAAAAAACAAAGGUAUCAAUUAUUGAUUUUUGUAAACUACUAUGUUUAAAAUAAAAUAGCAUUUACAAUAUUUGAAGAGUGUUGUUCAGUAGAUCAAUGAGAAAGAUCCUGUAAAUCUCAUAUCACCUCUACAUCUGCAGUCCUUUGGCAGUAAAGCUAUCCCAGCAACAGCCUUGAUUUAGCAAUAGAUGGAUCAAUGGCUGAUAGCACUAAAUAGCUCACACUGCAAUAAACUGGGUAAUAUUUGGAGUACAGCUGAUGCUAGGAAUACUGCAGGACUGCAUAAUACAUAAUGUCCUUUUCUUUUGGGCUAGAUGGUUAAAAGAUAAAGAAGGGUCGGUAUACUACCAAAGAUAAAGAUUUUAUUCACCUGUUGAAAUGUGACCUAAAGACAAAUUGAUUUGGUUUUUGAAAUUUCUUGUGCAAUGCUUGGCAAA